AUGCAUCGGCCAACGGUAUCAUAUCUUUUGCUUUUAUUUACAUUACGAAUACACUGUUAUGGAUCUGCUACAAGCUCAACCAAUGAUUUGAAUGCAGAGUACAAUCCGCCCUUGCAACAUACGCUGGAUAAUCGCAAACCAAGCUUCAUCGAAUGCGACAACUAUAAGCCAACGCUAGCGGAAGAACUACCCAUAGGUACACCGGUACUGCACGUAUCUGCCAUCGAUCCAGACUCACAGCAAACGAUCGAGUACAGCUUCCUGACAACCCCUGGAGAACGUUCUCGUUUUCGCAUUGACAAGAGUACGGGCGAGAUUACUACGGGUCACAUCUUCGAUCGAGAUGAACCAAUUCGUGAGAAGGAGAUCUACAUCACAGUUCGUGCGACUGAUAACGGAAGACCUCGGCUAGAUGAUGUAUGUACCUUCAAGGUGACGAUCCUCGACAUCAACGACAAUCCACCGAUGUUCGAUAAGGUACGCUAUGAGGAAUCGGUGACGAAAGAUAUGAAAGUGAAUCUGCGUGUAGCAACAAUUUCGGCGACGGAUAUGGACGAUGCCGAUAACAGUAUCAUCAAGUACGAAAUUGUGCAACAGAAUUCGGACAGCAGUUACUUCAACAUCAACGAGAACAAUGGGUUGCUCACGUUAGCUAAACCGGUCGAUCGUAGUCCUCGUGAAUACUACUUAAUAAAUGUGAGGGCUUAUAAUUUAAAAGCAGAUGGUAAGUCUACACAUAAUACGGACGUUGAGGUAAAAAUACGUGUAGUGGAUACCAAUGAGUUGCCUCCUUACUUCACCAAGGUGCCGGAGGGACCAAUUGCAUUGAACGAAACAUUCAAAGAGUAUGCUUUGGCUUUGGCACACUUUGAAGCUGAGUCAAGCAUUCCUGACAAACCAGAAGUCAUUUUCGCACUGAUUCAAGGACGUUCUGAGCAAACGAAUUCGAAGAAUACAUUUCUGCUGGAACAGAUCAACAACACUGCCUUCAUCAAGCUUGGUAUGGCGAUGGACUAUGAAACCGUACAGGAGUAUACUCUCACGGUGACUCUCACUAAUUCAUACGAUUUGGUGUCCGAGAUCGUAGUGAAAAUCAAUGUAAUGGACGAAAACGACAAUAUUCCGGUGUUUUCGGAAUUGCCGUCCAGUGCGAUACUUGAAAAUGAACCACCUGGCACUCCUAUCGUACAGGUACAUGCGUACGAUCUGGACGGAACUACAGCCAACAAUAUUGUAUCGUAUCGACUGAUCGACGAAGAGAACCAGUUUCACAUUGAUCCUAAGACAGGCCUAAUUACAACACUAGCUAAACUUGACCGAGAAAAAACUGAUUCUUACCAGCUAAAGCUAAUCGCAGAAGACAAUUCACCGUCAGCGUUGUAUCACAACGGGAAACCCAAUAGUAUCUCGCAGCAAUUAUUAAUUAGGGUGUUAGACAAGAACGACAACAAACCUAAGUUCAAGAAGCGUUACUACAUUGCGGAGAAUGUGCCAGAGGAUGAAAACAUUAACACGGCAGUGAUUGAGGUUAAGGCAGACGAUCCAGAUUCAACUUCGCACAUUUCUUACAGUAUUGUACCUUGGACCGAAAGCGAUGCGUUCAAAAUCGAUACGAACACGGGACGUAUCUCGGUCAACAGUCGACUAGACUAUGAGACAAUCCGAGAGUACAUGCUGACAGUUCAGGCGUUUGAUGGUAUCUAUCAAGACCUUGCAACCGUUACGAUUAAACUCAAAAACGUCAACGAUAAUCCACCACAGUUCAUGGGUCUUCGCAAUGUGACGAUUCAAGAGGAAACUAUUCCUCCCGCUUGCAUCAUGACCAUUCAGGCGUUUGAUCCUGACGUUGAAAAUCGGGACGACCUACAACACAUUCGAUUCUCCUUCGUAAAGGAACAAGAAGACCUGCUGGAAAUUGAUGACACUGGUUGUCUUCGGUUGAGAAAGGUUCUGGAUCGCGAUCCACCGCAAGGAUUUAAGAUAUGGCAGUUUAUCAUCACCGCAACAGACGAAGAUGGUGCAGGAAUGAAAACGACGGCUACUGUGAACAUUUUCCUGGAAGAUAUCAACGACAACGCACCACAUCUAUCGAACGCCAUGCCAGUAGUGUGGGGAGAGAACCGUCCGCCAGGGUUGAUCGUGAGGCUGACAGCAGAAGAUGUAGAUGAAGCCCAGAACGGCCCACCAUUCUACUACAGCAUUGAUCCAAACGCACCGUACGAGAUCAAGGAACGUUUCCAAGUGCAAGGCGACGAACUGUAUGCUUUGGUGGAGUUCGAUCGAGAGGAGCAAAAGGAGUAUCGGGUACCGAUCCGAAUCAGCGACUCUGGCGAAGAACCAAUGAGCGACGUCAGCAUAUUGCAUCUUGUAAUUGGUGACGAUAAUGACAACGAGAUGAGACCUGGUGAAAGUCGAAUCUUCGUAUACAACUACAAGGGAGAAUCACCCAACACAGAAGUUGGCCGUGUGUACGUGGAUGAUCCGGAUGACUGGGAUCUUCCGGAUAAAACGUUCCAGUGGGACGACGCUACCCGUAAUCAGUCGGUGGAUUUCUUCGAUCUAAAUCGCGACACUGGCAUGAUCACAAUGUUACAAGGCACUCGAGGUGGUGAAUACGAGUUAAACUUCCAUGUGAUUGAACAGUCGAGUCACUUUCAACGUCAUAAUGUCACAGCUAAAGUAGCAGUCACGGUAAAGGAGAUUUCCGGGGAAGCGGUUGAUAAGAGUGGAUCGAUCCGAUUCCAUAACGUAACAGCCGAGGAGUUCGUAUCGCGUACACCUGGUCAACUCUCCACGCCCAAAGAUCGUUUGCAGAUGAGCAUUGCGAAUACCCUCAACGUUAGUCGCGAGAAUGUGGACGUAUUUACCGUUUUGAAGCGUGAUAAUGUCAACGGGACCUUCCUGGAUGUACGAUUUUCCGCCCAUGGCAGUCCUUAUUACGCACCGGAACGAUUGAAUGGCAUGCUUGGCUACCGACUUCGCCAGCUGGAAGAGGAUGUCGGUCUGUCAGUGUUGAUGGUGGGGAUCGACGAGUGCAUCGAAGAGGGUCGUAACUGUGAACUUUCCUGCAAAAAUACGCUCUAUAAGUCGAAUGUGCCAAUCGCGGUCUAUACCAACACGAGCUCGUUUGUGGGUGUAAAUGCGUUCGUACAAGCGGAGUGUGUAUGCGAGGCUCCUCCACCUUCACUGACCUGUUUGAACGGAGGAUUCCUUGUGAACGAUCGGUGCUCCUGUCCGGAUGGUUUCGAAGGACCCCACUGCGAAAUGUUGGGCAUCGAAUUCUAUGGUAGUGGAUACGCUCUUUAUCCCCCGAUCAGUCCUUGCAAUAUGACUCGGAUCAGCGUAGAGCUGUCACCGCACCAGGAGGAUGGCUUGGUGAUGUACAUUGGACCGCUUAAUUACAAUCCUCGUCUACCGGUGCAUGAUUUCCUUGCACUAGAACUCGUCAACGGUUUUCCGGUGUUACUGGUUGACUAUGGGAGCGGUACUACACAGAUUGAACAUCGCCAUCGUAUUCCACAGGGUAAACCUUUCACCGUCGAGAUCUUACUACAGCCUCAGACGAUAGAGAUGAUCGUAGACAAUUGCAAGUUGUCCUCUUGUAUGAGUCUGGAUGCACCAAAGGGACCAAAGCUAUUUUUAAACGUUAACGCCCCACUUCAGCUUGGAGGUGCGAUUGUCAAUUUGGAAUAUCUCGGUGCAUUGUUCAAUUGGACGCACGUUCCUCGGGACAAGGGUUUCAGUGGCAGUAUAAAAAACCUCACGAUCAACGAACGUACGUAUGAUCUAGGUUUUCCUAGUCUUAUAUUAAAUGCCGAAUCGCAUGGUCAACGGUCUGCUAUGGCAUUUGCUUUUUCAUUUGGCAUCGAUUCUUACUUUCUAAUUGCGAUCAUCGCCUGUAUCAUGUCGCUGUUGGUAUUACUGUAUCUCAUUAUCGUCCACAAGACACAUAUAGACGAGUGGUAUGAUAACGAUAUGGAUGCUCCACACGGGACGGUUGUCGAAUACGAAGAGGAAGGUGGUGGAGAGUGUAAAAGUAUCUACAGCCCCAAACAGCUUCUUGCCAAUCUAGGGUACAACUAUGAAACACAAUACAUUAAAAUGGAUCCUCAAGAUAUAAACGCUAUCCUUCUGAGCAGCAAACACGCUUGUGACAAUGAUUCCCUGCAGUAUUCGAUCGAUGAUUUGCGUAAUUAUGCAUACGAAGGUGAUGGAAUUAGUUACCAAUCACUAUCGAGUCUUACAACCUAUUCCGGUGGGAGUGAUCUGAAGUUUACACAUCUACCGCCCUAUUUUCGAACGUUACUUGACAUCUAUAACGAGGAUUCAUUCGAACCAGACGAUUGGCUUAGGGCCUCCGAGGAGCAAAAUACACCACUAAUUCCACGAUACGGUACAACAAUCCAACAUCCUGAGCCUUCCCGCACGAAUUGUACUGCGCUCGUAGAUGUGUGA
Messenger RNA from Anopheles maculipalpis, 4455 nucleotides. RefSeq names its product DE-cadherin-like. The record is from RefSeq and is a predicted model, not a curated record. Lineage: Eukaryota; Metazoa; Arthropoda; Insecta; Diptera; Culicidae. Gene Ontology annotation, cellular component: adherens junction; catenin complex; plasma membrane. The transcript is spliced from 3 exons. The coding region runs from base 1 to 4455 and encodes 1484 amino acids. Gene Ontology annotation, molecular function: cadherin binding; calcium ion binding. Gene Ontology annotation, biological process: cell morphogenesis; homophilic cell-cell adhesion; cell-cell junction assembly.